AUGACGGCAAAGAACUCACCUCAGCACACCAUGCGCGCUACCUUGAGUCAUCAACAACGGACCAACGCCACACAAUCGCCAGCCACCUUGGGCGUCAGGACGGACAUGAUGGAAACAUUCAACACCAUGGCUCCGGAACAGCAACAACAACAGCAGCAGCAGCAGCAGCAGCAGCAGCAGCAACGCUCUUUCACCGUCCAAGAUCCUCAACCAUACUACACCCAGCUCUCCGCCGUCAGCCAACAUCAAUACCAGUCGCCCGUCAUGAACCAGACGGCCUGGUCCUCACCACAGUCCAUCACGACAGAUGAAUUUGACAACUACUCAUACCGCGGCCAAGCCGUUCACUCGAUAUACAACUCGGCCUCUCUCUCGCCGCGAAGCUGGGCCUCAUCAACCCAGACUCCGCCACCGAUUCAAGCCUCUCAGUACGAGCUGCCCGUUCGUUCUCAUGAACCGCCAUUUGGGCUCGUCAACGACCAGUUGACAAUGUCGCCAGAAACAUUGCGCGGAACGGACCUGAAUGUCUCUCUCCACUAUGGUAGCGGCGGCUACUCACACGGCUUUGACCAGCGCCAUUUCGACCCCGAGCCCUUGCAGCGCACUCUGGAGAGCGAAAGGCUUCACCAUGCGUCUUCGCCCGGCACCGACGCCCCUGGAUCCCCCUACGGCGGGUCCCCGACCGAAUUCCACGGCGGCGACUUGCCCGAUGGUAUCCAGGAUCUUGGUGGCCAGAGUCCCCCUCCCAAGGUCAACCCCCAACCAGACGCUGCCAACAGCAACAACGACGGCCCGCCGUACGCCAAGCUUAUCCAUAAAGCCCUCAAGGACGCGCCAGACUACUCCAUGACUCUCCAAGAGCUCUACAAGUGGUUUAGAGACAACACCAACAAACCCCAGAGAACCGAGAAGAACGGGUGGCAGAAUAGCAUCCGCCACAACCUCAGCAUGAACGACGCGUUCCAGAGGAGAGAAAAGGAGAGCUACACUCAACCAGAUGGCCACACGUCUAGCGAGAAGCGCGUGUCUGAGUGGUAUCUCAACCCCAAGUACCUUGACGACAUCCUGCCAACCACGCACUUCCGCGAUGGCAACCGCGGCGGCUCCUCGCGCAGCCUCCUCAGCCGCCGUGCCUGCAACGCAGCUGCCAAUGCCAACUCGUUCGGCGGCGGUCCCAUGGGCAUGAGUAGACGCAACAGCCCUCCCCGUUCCUCCACCAUUACUCACUACCCGAAUCCCGACUACCCCAACCGCUCAAUGCCCGGCCGCGCCAUGUCUGGACGCCGUGGAGGCCGCGCCACGACGAACUCCCGCAACGCGAGGCGCCAGCGAUCCCAGACCGGUUCCAUGAGCCCCGUCAUGGCCUCGCAGCAUCACCAGCAGCACCACCAUCAUCACCAGCAGCUCCCUCCGCAUAUCCAGGGGAUGCACGAGGAGAUGAUGCGACGGAGUCAGGCGGCCAACGAGCAGUGCUUCCAGCAGCGUGAGGUCCAGGCCCGCGGCGGUCCUCUGAACCUCAACCCCAUUCCUCCCGCCGGUCCUGUCAUCGUUGGCAGCAACCCCGGCGGCAGCAACAUCACGACUCCCACCAGCGCUCCCGGUUCCUUCAUGGCCGCCGCGGCCCAGCCCUACCAGUUCCAAGCCUACGCCAUGGCUGAUGUCUCUGGGGUGUACAGCCCUUCGACACCCACCGACGGUGCCAUCUACGGCUGGGGCUCCACCGCCCAGUUGUGA
This is a messenger RNA of Colletotrichum orchidophilum, 1734 nucleotides long. Its product is annotated as fork head domain-containing protein. The record is from RefSeq and is a predicted model, not a curated record. Lineage: Eukaryota; Fungi; Ascomycota; Sordariomycetes; Glomerellales; Glomerellaceae. Gene Ontology annotation, biological process: regulation of transcription by RNA polymerase II. Gene Ontology annotation, cellular component: nucleus. Gene Ontology annotation, molecular function: RNA polymerase II cis-regulatory region sequence-specific DNA binding; DNA-binding transcription factor activity, RNA polymerase II-specific. The transcript is spliced from 2 exons. Bases 1 to 1734 code for a protein of 577 amino acids.